ACGACAGUAUGUUUCGAAUCGCGAAGCAGUCAACUCCCGCGCAGAAUUAUGUUCUAAAUUAAGAAGCCCUUGAAGGAGAGUUUUGACUUUUGAAAUGUUACUGUGAUUUUGAUAGGAGAGAGAAGGAACCAUGAUAGGUUUCAGUAAAGUGCGAGUGAAACAGGUCACAAAAUGGAAGGAAUAUUUGAAGUAUCACUCAGGAGUAGGGGUGUUCGGGCAUCGACCGCGGGAGUCAAUCGAAUUUGAUGUACCAGAAGAAGUGUUGUCAAAGCGCUUCGAGAACUGCCGCGCGCAGCAGCUAGUCAACGCGUAUCGCACAUACGGCCACCUGCGAGCAAACAUUGAUAACGUUGACUAUAGAAAGGAGACAAGAAGCAUCAAGGAGCUCGAUUUAUCAAGAUACGGACUAUCGGGCGGCGACGUCGUCGACUCGGGGCUAUUGUACGGCCACAAUGGAAAACAGACUGCGAACAAUCUGCGGGAGAAAUUAGAGGGAAUUUAUUGCGGGCCGAUUUCCUACGAGUUCUCUUACUUAGAGAUAGAAGCAGAAAGAGAAUGGUUCGCGCAGCGCGUAGAAGGUGGCAUAGACACAAUAGAUGGCGAGAGAAGAAUAGAAAUACUGAAAGAACUGUUACAUUCCCAAGCGUGGGACAAGUUCCUGUCAAUCAAAUACCCCACAGUAAAGAGGUACUGCGGGGAAGGCGCUGAAUCUCUACUAACUUUCUUUUCUACACUAUUCAGGCUAACUACCUCAGAAGAGUUAAAACAUGUGGUGAUAGCAAUGGCACAUAGAGGCAAGUUGAAUGUGCUGAGCGGCCUGCUGCAGUGUCCGCCGGUGAAGAUAUUCCAUAAGUUUAAUGGCAAUCCGGAGUUUCCUGCUGAAGCUAAUUCUGCCUGCGAUAUUGCCACACAUUUAAGUGCAUCUACUGAUAUCAGUAUGAACGGCAACACAGUCAAAUUCUCCCUUAUAAACAAUCCAUCUCAUUUAGAGGCAGCAAAUCCAGUGUCGAUGGGGAAAACUAGAUCCAAGCAAUUAAAGCUAAUGGAGGGUGAUUAUUCAAGAGACGAAAUGUCGAGAUUCGGCGACAAAGUAUUAAACGUUCAGAUUCAUGGCGAUGCAGCUUUUACAGGGCAGGGGGUGAAUCAAGAAACCCUGAUGCUCUCACAAGUCCCUCAUUUCGAAGUCGGGGGAUCCUUACACGUAGUGGUUAAUAACCAAGUAGGCUUUACAUUACCGGCGAACAGGGGCCGAUCCAGUCGCUAUGUUACAGACUUAGCCAAAUCAAUAGCUGUUCCUGUUAUACACGUGAAUGGCGAUCACCCAGAGCUAAUCGUUAAAGCGACGAACAUAGCGUUUGAGUACCAAAGAAAAUUCCGUAAGGACGUGUUCAUAGACUACAACUGCUAUCGCCGAUGGGGACACAAUGAGCUCGAUGAUCCUACCUUUACAAAUCCAUUACUUUAUAAGCUUAUACAUAAUAGAAAAUCCAUUCCAGAUCUCUACGCUGAUAAACUUAUUUCGGAAGCAUUAAUCACUGAAAAAGACUUAGCAAGUAUAAACGCAGAAUAUACAAAAUUCCUACAAGAACAAUUUGAAGCAGCUACUACUUACACACCACAGGUGACGUAUUACCAGGAACAAUGGUCAGGAAUGUCCGCUGCGCCGGCUGCGGUUGAAGUAUGGGACACUGGCGUUGAUAAGGAAAUGCUAAAACUUAUUGGCCGUGCUUCUGUGACUACACCUAGUGAUUUUGUUAUUCAUGCUCAUCUAGCAAAGACUCAUGUCAAAAACCGUUUAAACAAAAUAAAUGAGGAAAACGUUAUUGACUGGGCGACCGCAGAGGCUAUGGCAAUCGGUUCCCUUCUUAUGGAAGGCCGUCACGUAAGAUUGAGCGGAGAGGAUGUUGGUCGCGGGACAUUCUCUCACCGACACCUGAUGCUCAUAGAUCAAGAAAAGGAGACCAUACAUGUUCCGCUCAAUCAUAUCCAUGAAGAGCAGAAAGGAUUUCUAGAGGUGGCGAAUUCAAUUUUAUCAGAAGAAGCAGUAUUAGGAUACGAAUACGGCAUGGCGUUCGAUUCCCCGGACAACUUGUACAUUUGGGAGGCGCAGUUCGGAGACUUUUACACUGGAGCUCAAAUAAUUGUUGAUACUUUCAUAGCUUCUGGGGAGAGCAAAUGGGUACGCAGCAAUGGUCUAGUAAUGUUACUCCCUCACGGGUUUGACGGUGCAGCAUCAGAACAUUCCUCGUGCAGGAUGGAACGGUUCCUGCAACUGACUGACAGUUCCGAGACCAAACCCGACUCUGAAGCAGUGUGCAUGCAUGUAGCGAACCCAACGACUCCUGCGCAAUACUUCCAUUUGUUAAGGAGACAGAUGGUACGCAACUACCGGAAGCCACUGGUUGUUGUAGCUCCGAAAAUAUUGCUACGAUUAGCCGACGCUACAUCGCCGCUGUCUGACUUUGCACCUGGGACACAUUUUAAGCCGGUUAUCGGUGACACUAUAGCAGAUCCACUGAGGGUCAACCGAGUGAUACUGGUCUGCGGGAAACAUUAUUACGAGCUACACAAGGAGAGGCUAAAAGCUAGGAUAGACGACGUCGCUAUUAUAAGAGUCGAGUCCCUCAGUCCAUUCCCGCUCCACGCUUUACAACAGGAAGUUGGGAAAUAUAAAAAUGCUAGGAAAUUUAUAUGGAGUCAAGAAGAACAUCGAAACAUGGGAGCCUGGACAUUUGUCAAGCCUCGCUUCGAGAACCUCCUGGGCAAAAAGUUACUUUACGCGGGGAGAGCUGAGGCUGCGACGACGGCUGUGGGCGCCUCAAAACUGCAUCGUGUAGAAGUUGAACAUAUCUUGAGAGAACCGCUUUACAACAUUAAAUAAAUACAACAAAAAACCAUACUUUUUUAUUAG
Maniola jurtina (meadow brown) is the source of this 2911-nucleotide messenger RNA. RefSeq names its product probable 2-oxoglutarate dehydrogenase E1 component DHKTD1 homolog, mitochondrial. Lineage: Eukaryota; Metazoa; Arthropoda; Insecta; Lepidoptera; Nymphalidae. Bases 131 to 2881 code for a protein of 916 amino acids. Gene Ontology annotation, biological process: tricarboxylic acid cycle. The transcript is spliced from 20 exons. The record is from RefSeq and is a predicted model, not a curated record. Gene Ontology annotation, molecular function: thiamine pyrophosphate binding; oxoglutarate dehydrogenase (succinyl-transferring) activity.